Messenger RNA from Sinocyclocheilus rhinocerous, 1259 nucleotides. Its product is annotated as peroxisome assembly protein 26-like. Gene Ontology annotation, molecular function: protein-containing complex binding; ATPase binding. The coding region runs from base 101 to 1024 and encodes 307 amino acids. Gene Ontology annotation, cellular component: peroxisome; peroxisomal membrane. Lineage: Eukaryota; Metazoa; Chordata; Actinopteri; Cypriniformes; Cyprinidae. Gene Ontology annotation, biological process: protein import into peroxisome matrix; protein import into peroxisome membrane. The transcript has 5 exons. The record is from RefSeq and is a predicted model, not a curated record.
AUUAAUUAAUGACAUUGAGAAUUCACAUUGUAUUAUUCCCAAUCAUUUCUUAUUUCGAUAUUAAGCCUGUAAUGCACUAAACGCUCAGUAGCAGUCCGGUAUGAGGAGCAGUUCGUCGGUGUCUCUGGCGGGCGGUCGUGGCUCGGGCUCGGUUCGGCUCAGCAGCUCACCCGCGUGUCCGGUAACCGCUCCGGUGGACGCUGCCCUUGAAUAUUUAAUGGUAAAGAAAGACUUUCAGGCUGCUCUGGAUACGUGCGAGAAAGGGCUUGAGAGUUUGGGCUCUUUUGCAGAGCAGGAGGACAGCAGCUUCAAGUAUGUAGAACUGAAAGCAGCAUUGACUAUAGUGGGGAUUCAGGCAUUGGCGGAGCUCAAUCAGUGGCGUGGAGUUCUGCAAUGGGUUUUGCAGCAGUAUGGAGAAACAGAGAAAAUUCCUGCAAAGAUUAUCCAAAUGUGCAUUCUUCUCUAUGUCAAAGUGGAUGAGCGGGCCGUGAUGAAGGAUGCGGUCUGUGAUUGGCUGCACUGCUCUGGUAACAUGAGCCAGUCAGGGUUCAGCUCUGUGGCUGAGCUGUAUUUCCUCCACAUACUGGUGCCGAUGGGUCACACGGCUGAAGCUCUGGAGAUGCUGGAGACUGAUGUGGGUCGGCUGGCCUUCACUGAUGAACAGAGGCAAGCAGCUCGGAGUUUGGUAGACAUUCAGAAUGAGAAAAAUGCAACAUCAUCCUCUACAAAUCCUGAAUCUGUAGCUGUGACGACAACUUGUGCUUCAAAAAAAGAUAAACUGACUCAGCGGCUGACUUCCAUGAUGAGGUUGUUAUACCGAGGUCUUUCAGUAGCCAGUGUGAGAAUCAGAUCCAUCUCUCUGCGCAGAGUUUUCCUGGCUUUAAUAUUGCUGUAUCUUCUUCUCGUCCGUAUAGACCCGGCUCUUCCCUCAGCUUUCCCAUGGCUGCUCCGCCUGCAUGGACUCCUUCAGCAGACGUGGAACACCAUGUUUAGACCUUAUUACAGAGCCAACAGCCGGAGUUAGAGUUUUAAUGGAGUUAUCCUGGAACUAACUGUGAAACAAUGUUGCCACCCCUGAUUUGUAAUACUUAAUACAUCCUGUGUUUGUCAUGGGCAUCUCUUAUUGCUGCAUUUACUUAUUAUAGAUAAAAAAAAAAUCACUGAAUUAUAUCAAACUACUGAUAGCCUAUUUAAAAUGGAUGGUAUCCUGGAGAGAAGUAUUUCAUGCAGAUCAAAUGUAAUUUAAUUAUAUAAUAAAU